GAGGGAGAAAAUAUCGUCUGCCACAAAGUUAUUAUUGUUUGGUCUUUUUGAACUCUGCCAUUUCCAAAGAUGGGUACCGUCCCUUACAGGUGGCUCAAAGCACUUAGAAUUAAGAACGUACUAGCAAGGGAAUUUCUAGCCGAGUUUCUUGCUACGUUCGUAUUAAUAUUAUACGGAGAUGCUGCAUUUGCAGUACAAGUGCUAGAAGGGAAAAUAACGGAUGUUUUUGCUAUAGUUUGGGCUUGGGGUGUUGCUGUCAUCUUAGGUGUAGUGACUGCAGGCGGCUUAACAGGUGGGCAUAUUAAUCCUGCUGUCACUGUGGCAUUUGCUACACUUGGCAAGUUACCUUGGAUCAAAGUUCCUGUUUUCUUAAUUGCACAGCAUCUUGGUGCUUUUGUUGCUUCAGCUGUUCUUUUUGCAACAUAUUACGAUGCUCUUAACCAUUUCGAUCACGGUGUUCGAAUGGUUGAAGAUACGAAUGGAACUGCUUCAGCUUUAAUAUGGGCAACAUACCCGAAAGAAUUUGUAUCAAUAGGAACGUGUUUCCUAGAUCAGAUCGUUGGCACAGGAUUAUUGAUGUUUACAGCAUUGGCGACAAUUGAUCCUCGAAAUAUGCAAAUGCCGAAAUGGAUGCACCCAAUUGUCUUAGGAUUUAUGAUUUCGGCUACAGCCAUGUGUUUCGGAUUGAACUGUAUGGCACCCUUGAACCCUGCACGUGAUUUUGCAACCAGAGCAUUUACUUCAUGUGCAGGAUACGGAGCAAGUCCUUUUACAUACAGAAACUAUUGGUGGGUUGGUGUGGUGGGACCACAUGUAGGAGCAAUUGUAGGAGGAUGGAUUUAUUAUCUUGGAAUAGAAUUACAUUGGCCCGAUCCUGAAGAAGAAUUUGACAAAGAGAUGGAUUAUAUAGAAGCCAAAAAUAAGAAAUAGGGAUAAAAAUUACAUAAUUUAUUAGUGAAGUGAAUGUAGAAGAUCAUAAUUUCGGUUAUUUAAAUAGCUUCAGCGUCAAAUGCCCAAAAUUCCAUGCAUGUGGAAAGAAUUAGUAGUUUUUCACUUAGUAACUGCUAUUACGAUUUGACGCAAAUGGCUUUAUACUACAAACUAGAUUGCAAUAUGUAUAUACACAGUUAGAUAUCAACUGUAUUGUUAAUUUUGUAGACACUUUUAUAAAUCGGAAGAAAAAACAAUUUAUAUAUUUUUUUGUAAAAGAAAUUUUUUUUAAAUCGGACGACAAAAAUCAUGUAUUAAGUUUGUACUAGAAUAUUAUAGUAUUUAUUAUACAGUGUACAUAAAUUGUCAACUUUAGAUGCUAAAAAUUGUUUUGAUAAGUGUUUUGUGGCACCGACUUUUUGUAGAUGAUUACAUAAUAAAGUUAUUUAAAAAAUCGAAAA
This is a messenger RNA of Centruroides sculpturatus (bark scorpion), 1391 nucleotides long. Its product is annotated as aquaporin-9-like. Gene Ontology annotation, molecular function: glycerol channel activity; water channel activity. Bases 70 to 930 code for a protein of 286 amino acids. NCBI's taxonomy places the organism in Eukaryota, Metazoa, Arthropoda, Arachnida, Scorpiones, Buthidae. Gene Ontology annotation, cellular component: plasma membrane; basolateral plasma membrane. Gene Ontology annotation, biological process: water transport; glycerol transmembrane transport. The record is from RefSeq and is a predicted model, not a curated record. The transcript is spliced from 7 exons.